CUUUAAUUUUAAAGCGUAAUGGAAUAGUCAAAUGUAAUUAUAGGAGAUAGAAACAAUGAUAAUUCAUCUUCAGAAGAAAUAGAUUUGGAAUUACAAGAUGAUGAAGUAAAAUAAAUGGUAAUAAAGUAUAGACAUAGGUCAAUUAGGAAUGCCCUUAAGAACAAUAAGUCUUGAGUCAUUUAUUGGAGAUAGGAGAAUAUAUAGAUUAUUUGGAUUCAAAUACAAAUAAAUGGAUAGUAAUGAAAAUUGUGGAUAUUUAAAACUCAAAUAUAAGACUUUAAUCCCCUUCUACUUAAAAUACAUUUUGGAUAUAAUUUUAGUAUGAAAUAAUUCGUAAAUAAUGGAUUCCUGGAGUACCUUUAUUGAAUACAAGAGUUGAAGUUUAUAAUUUAAAUAAAGGUUGGUUAAUUGGUAUUGUUGUACAAAUAGAAAAAGACUUAGCAUUAAUUCAUCAUUAAGGAUAUAAGAGGAUAUAUGAUUAGAAUUAUUAAUUGAAAGACAUACAUCCUCUUGGUUAGAACUCAAAUGAACCUGGAAUAGGUAAAUUAUUAAAAUAAUAACCAUAAUCAAUUCUAAGAUUGUAGCAUCGUUUUAAUCUUUAUCUUUAAUUAUAAAAUCUCUUAUCAAUGCGUAAAAAAUAUAAGGAAAUGGAGACAUCUUUAUAAUCAAUAUUGAGUGAAUAAGGAAUGUUAAUAAGAGAGGUAUAAGGGGAUGGCAAUUGUAUGUUUAGAGCCAUAAGUGAUUAAUUAUAUGGAAAUGAAAUUUAUCAUAAAGAACUGCGUAAAUUUGCCAUGCAGUAUAUUUUAUAAGAAAAGGAUUAUUUCUAAGAUUAUAUAAUAAAUGGAAAUGUUGAAGAAUAUGUAGAAUAUAAAUCAAAAGAUGGAGUUUGGGGAGAUAAUAUUGAACUUUAAGCUUUUAGAGAACUUUAUGAUAUUCCCAUUGAAAUUUAUGUUUGUAGUAAAGAGCCUUUAAAAACUGGAUUAGAAGCUAAUCCAUAUAAUAAGGAGUAAUUAUUAUACUUUAUUAUUUAGACCUAUUAGAUUGUCAUAUCAUGGAAGGUCUCAUUAUAACUCUAUUAAAUUAAAAGAUAAAUAACAUUAUGCUUUAUUAGGAAGUUUAGAAAUUAGUUAAUAUGAAAAAUAAAUGUUUGAAAAAUUAUUAGAACAAAAAAAUAAGUAAAGUGCAAACAAUAAUAAUAGAUAUGGAUAAUAAUUAUCUAGAGCUUAAUUUGAAAAUUGUAUUAGUAAUGAACUUGAUAUUAUUUUUAAUGAAUCUAAACGACUAUUUUAAGAUUAAUAGCUUAAAAAGUAUUUUAGUUAAUUAUUAUUAGUGAAUAAACUGCUAUAAAGGAAUCUUUAUAAUAAUUAGAAUAUGAAGAAGAAGAAGAAUAACUUAUGGAUAUGGUUAUUAAGGAAAGUGUUUAAGAUGCUUAAUUUAAUUAAUAGUAUCCUAUUUAAUAACAAUAAAAAUAAUAAUAAUAAUAACAAUAAUAAUAAUAAUAACAAUUUUAAUAAUAGCAAUAAAAAUAAUAACAAUAAUAACAAUAAUAACAAUAGUAAUAAUAGUAAUAAUAGUAACCGAAUUUGGAAAGUGAAAUAUUGAGAAAAAUUAUGGAAUAAAGCAAAUAAGAAUAAGAAUAAUAGUUUAUGUAAUAAUUUGAAGAUACAUAAUUUUAAAAUGCUUUAAAGGAAAGUGAAAAAACAAUUUAUGAGGAUCCCAUGAAUAAUCCAAUUAUUGCCUAGGUUAUGGAUAUGGGAUUCUUUACGCUUGAAUAAGUAAUAGAAGCUUAUGCAAUCCAUAGAGAUGACCCAGAUAUGAUCAUUAAUUAUCUUUAUGAAAAUUUCUAAUGA
Molecule: messenger RNA, 1850 nt
Organism: Paramecium sonneborni
Lineage: Eukaryota; Ciliophora; Oligohymenophorea; Peniculida; Parameciidae
Source: the annotation of a GenBank genome assembly